AUGGUCAUAUUAGCCCUGCACCCCCUCGCAUCGGUCGUGGGGUUACGCUCCCAUUUUUUAAACGGUUUAUAUCUCCUUUCGCUUGAUUUCUCUCUCUCCCUCUCUCUCUUUCUCUAUUUUUUUCUCGUUCUCUUUUCUUUCUCUCUCUUUUCUAUCCCUCUCUCUACUUUCUUUCCUCAUCUUUUCUUUCACUUUCUCUUUUCACCCCUCUUUUCUCUCUUUAUUCUUUCUCUACCCUCUCCGCUCUUUUACUCUAUUGCUCUUUUCCUCUCUCUCAAUUUUCCUUUCUCUUUCUUGCUAUCCCAAUCUCUUUUGCUCUCUCUCACUCGAUUCAUUCAUAUUUAUCUAUCUUAUGGCUUUUAUUCUCUUUUCUUUUUAUCUAUUUCAAUGUCGCCACUUCCUUUUGAAUUCCUCCGCCUAGUCAUUGCUAUGAAAAAUGAAUCUCUCUCCUCCUCUUUCUGCCUUCUUUCUCUCCGCUUUCUCCGCUCUCUCUCCCCUCUCUAUAAUCCCCGACUCUAUCUCCCCCGCCCCUCUCUCUCUCUCUCUUUCGUUCCCUCUCUCUCUCAUCCACCUUCCCUCGUAAACCCUCCUCUCCCGCCCCCUCCUCUCUCUCUCUGA
Acanthosepion pharaonis is the source of this 618-nucleotide messenger RNA. Lineage: Eukaryota; Metazoa; Mollusca; Cephalopoda; Sepiida; Sepiidae. The record is from the annotation of a GenBank genome assembly.